Molecule: messenger RNA, 3604 nt
Organism: Bubalus bubalis (water buffalo)
Lineage: Eukaryota; Metazoa; Chordata; Mammalia; Artiodactyla; Bovidae
Gene: OSBP
Product: oxysterol binding protein
Exons: 14
Coding region: 229-2655 (808 amino acids)
Cellular component (GO): intracellular membrane-bounded organelle; cytosol; membrane
Molecular function (GO): sterol binding
Source: RefSeq, a predicted model, not a curated record
ACUGGGCGCUGUGGUAUGACAGGUCCCAGAGAAAUGCCAAUGGCCUAGGGGCCCUGCGCAAGUGACACUCGGAGGCACCAAUCGACUUUCUUCCUCCCCGUGGCCGGCCUGGCGGGGCGGGGACGCUGCGCGGCGGCGGCUGAGGCGCUCGCCGAGUGGGGCCCUCCGGGCGGCGACGGCGGCUCUCGUAGGCGGUUCCGGUCGUGUAUCAGCGGGCGGCGGCGGCUCAUGGCGGCGACGGAGCUCAGAGGAGCGCUGGGCCCGGGCCCGGCCACCAUGGCGGCCCCGGGCGGCGGCGGCGCCGGUCCCCCCGGGGUGGGAGGUGGAGGCGCCGGCGGCCGCGGAGACUCCGGGCCGGGCUCCGGGCUCGUGCCGGGCGCGGCGGCCGCGGUGGCGGCGGGCGGCCCGGGCCCUGGGGCCGGAGCCGUGGCGGCGGCGGGCCCAGCUCCCGCGCCGCCGGCGGGGGGCUCUGGCGGCUCGGGCGCCGGGGGCUCGGGCUCGGCUCGCGAGGGCUGGCUCUUCAAAUGGACCAAUUACAUCAAAGGCUACCAGCGGCGGUGGUUCGUGCUGAGCAACGGGCUCCUCAGCUACUACAGGUCCAAGGCAGAGAUGCGGCACACCUGCCGAGGCACCAUCAACCUCGCCACGGCCAACAUCACGGUGGAGGACUCCUGCAACUUCAUCAUCUCCAACGGGGGCGCGCAGACCUACCACCUGAAGGCGAGCUCGGAGGUGGAGCGGCAGCGCUGGGUCACGGCCCUGGAGCUGGCCAAGGCCAAGGCGGUGAAGAUGCUGGCUGAGUCAGAUGAGUCAGGAGACGAAGAGUCCGUCUCCCAGACCGACAAGACGGAGCUGCAGAACACGCUGCGGACCCUGUCCAGCAAGGUGGAGGACCUGAGCACCUGCAACGACCUGAUCGCCAAGCACGGCACGGCGCUGCAGCGCUCGCUCAGCGAGCUGGAGGCCCUGCGGCUGCCGGCCGAGAGCAGCGAGAAGAUCAAGCAGGUCAACGAGCGCGCCACGCUCUUCAGGAUCACGUCCAACGCCAUGAUCAACGCCUGCAGAGAUUUCCUCGUGCUGGCCCAGACCCACAGUAAGAAGUGGCAGAAGUCCCUGCAGUACGAGAGGGACCAGCGCAUCCGCCUGGAGGAGACCCUGGAGCAGCUGGCAAAGCAGCACAACCACCUGGAGAGGGCCUUCCGAGGGGCCACGGUGCUGCCCGCAGGCGCGCCCGGCGCCGGCCCCGGCAAAGAUCAGUCCUGCUCUGGCAAAGGAGACCUGAGUGACGAAGAUGACGAGAACGAGUUUUUUGAUGCCCCUGAGAUCAUCACUGUGCCCGAGAACUUGGGCCACAAACGCACCGGCAGCAACAUCAGCGGAGCCAGCAGUGACAUCAGCCUCGAUGAACAGUACAAGCACCAGCUGGAGGAGACCAAGAAGGAGAAGCGGACGCGGAUACCUUACAAGCCGAACUAUAGCCUCAACCUGUGGAGCAUCAUGAAGAACUGCAUCGGCAAAGAGCUCUCCAAGAUCCCCAUGCCGGUGAACUUUAAUGAGCCCUUGUCCAUGCUUCAGCGCCUCACUGAAGACCUGGAGUACCACGAGCUGUUGGACCGGGCCGCCACGUGCGAGAACUCUCUAGAACAGCUCUGUUAUGUUGCAGCUUUCACCGUGUCCUCCUACUCCACCACUGUCUUCCGCACCAGCAAGCCGUUCAACCCACUCCUCGGGGAGACCUUUGAGCUGGACCGGUUAGAGGAGAAUGGCUACCGAUCCCUCUGUGAGCAGGUGAGCCACCAUCCCCCCGCGGCUGCACACCAUGCCGAGUCCAGAAACGGCUGGACGCUGCGGCAGGAGAUCAAGAUCACCAGCAAGUUUCGCGGCAAAUACCUCUCCAUUAUGCCCCUCGGGAGCAUCCACUGUAUUUUCCAUGCGACUGGGCACCACUACACUUGGAAGAAAGUGACCACAACGGUGCACAACAUUAUCGUGGGCAAACUGUGGAUUGACCAGUCUGGUGAAAUUGACAUUGUGAAUCACAAGACGGGAGACAAGUGCAAUCUCAAAUUUGUUCCUUAUAGCUACUUCUCUCGGGACGUAGCAAGAAAGGUGACGGGGGAGGUGACCGAUGCGUCGGGGAGAGUUCACUUCGCUCUUCUGGGCACAUGGGAUGAGAAAAUGGACUGCUUCAAAGUGCAGCCGGUCCCCGGGGAGAACGGGGGUGACGCCCGGCAGCGCGGCCACGACGCGGAGGAGAGCAGAGUGCUACUCUGGAAGCGGAACCCUUUACCGAAGAACGCGGAGAACAUGUACUACUUCUCCGAGCUGGCUCUGACCCUCAACGCCUGGGAGGCCGGCACUGCGCCCACCGACAGCCGGCUGCGGCCCGACCAGAGGCUGAUGGAGAACGGGCGCUGGGACGAGGCGAACGCGGAGAAGCAGCGCCUGGAGGAGAAGCAGCGGCUUGCGAGGAAGAAGCGCGAGGCCGAGGCCGUGAGGGCCACGGAGGACGGCGCGGCCCACGACCCCUACAAGGCGCUGUGGUUCGAGCGCAGGAAGGACCCGGUGACCCGGGAGCUGACGCACAUCUACCGGGGCGGCUACUGGGAGUGCAAGGAGCGGCAGGACUGGGACUCGUGCCCCGACAUCUUCUGAAGGAGCCGCCGAGUAGGAGGAGGAGGAGCCCGUGGACUGCUGCCGGCGCCGCCGCCGAGCUCGUCUGUCUUAACCAAUCACUUCUUGUUCCGAAUCAGUCGCCAGAAGCAGACCCCGUUGGUGGUGAUUGGCUGGUUGCCUUAGCUGACUGACCCUGAAAUCAACAUUCUGAACCCCGCGUGCGUGUCGGGGAGGCGCCCCCCACGUCCCCGGAGUCAGGGAGCCCACUCGCCCCCGCGAGAUGCUGGCCCUCACCCCCCGGAGCAGCCACUCAGCCAGGCCCGCGGAGCACGCUGCUGCGGGGCGCCCGGCGCUGUGCAGCGGGAGCUGAUCUAGAGUUGCCUCAAAAAAGAAACACGCUCAGACUUGGCGAUGGACCGUGGUGAGCGCCCUGGUGGAGCCGAGGUGCGGCCCAGGAGACGCACGGGGCGCCCGCGAGAGGUUUGUCUGCAGGACCGGCACGCGCAGAGGCCAUGCUUGGAAGGAAGUGACUUCGCUCGUUGGCACAGACCGCUGCUGUUCUCCGCCUUCCCUGACGGCCGCCCGGCCUCUCGGGCGGCGCAGAAGGGUCCCCUUGUCCUCACGGGGGGCUUUACGGACUCGCUCAGGCAGAGGGCUUCGGAGAACCCAGAGCACGAGGCCGCGUGGACACGGCUGGCCGCCGCACUCUCCCGCCCCCUCACCCCAUCGUCCCUGCCGCCUUCUCUGUUCUCCUGGCUGCUCUCCCUCUCUUUCUGUCUUUCUGUCUGUCUCCGGGCACAGUACCCGCUCAGGUUUGUGUCCCGAGGGACAAAGCAUUACCUGCCCCGUUCUGACAGACUUCAGAAUCCGAAAGAAGGCGUUUAUCCCCAGUGAGUUUUCACCAUCUCUCAGAGCCCCCGGACUGAAGGCACUGCUGGAGUAAUGUGUUAAUAUCUGUAUAUUAUAUAUGUGUAGAGAAAAGGCCGAA